This is a messenger RNA of Trichomonas vaginalis G3, 597 nucleotides long. RefSeq lists its product as uncharacterized. The record is from RefSeq and is a predicted model, not a curated record. The coding region runs from base 1 to 597 and encodes 198 amino acids. The transcript has a single exon. Gene Ontology annotation, molecular function: protein binding. Lineage: Eukaryota; Parabasalia; Trichomonadida; Trichomonadidae.
AUGCACAGUGGAAACGCAUUAACAGAGCAAGCAGUUUUAGAAAAAUCCAAAGCUUCUAGUCUUAGUGAGGUUAAGAGCAUCACUUUUUGGGGCGCAGAUAUUCAAGAUGUUAGUAUCGUUUCUAAAAUGCCCAACUUAGAAUCCGUAUCUUUAUCAGCUAAUAAAAUUUCAUCGUUACAGCCAUUUGCUUCAUGCCCAAAUCUCAAAGAAAUUUUUCUAAGGAGAAAUCAUGUUGCCAAUUUAUCAGAAUUCGACUACUUGAAGGGAUUAUCUCAACUCAGAGUACUUUGGUUUUCAGAUAAUCCAGUUGCAAGCGUAGAAGGUUACCGCGAUUAUAUCAUCAGAACUUUACCUCAAGUUAUCAAGCUUGAUGAAGAAGAUAUUACACCAGAACAAAGACCUAAAGCUAAGGCCUCAGAACCAGUCAAAAAAUCCAAGCCGAGAUUAUUAAAUUUAUCACCAGCUAAUCACCAAUCGAAUGCCACAGUUCAAAUAGCAUUUUUGAAUGCAUCAGUUGAGCUUGUUCAAUUACUUUCUACAAAUCAAUUAAACACUUUAGAAUCUGAGAUUGUCAAAUUGCUCGACACCAAACAGUAG